Exophiala dermatitidis NIH/UT8656 is the source of this 3111-nucleotide messenger RNA. RefSeq lists its product as uncharacterized. Lineage: Eukaryota; Fungi; Ascomycota; Eurotiomycetes; Chaetothyriales; Herpotrichiellaceae. Gene Ontology annotation, molecular function: structural constituent of nuclear pore. Gene Ontology annotation, biological process: positive regulation of DNA-templated transcription; protein import into nucleus; mRNA export from nucleus. The transcript has a single exon. Gene Ontology annotation, cellular component: nuclear pore outer ring. The record is from RefSeq and is a predicted model, not a curated record. The coding region runs from base 1 to 3111 and encodes 1036 amino acids.
AUGAACAAAUUCUCUGCGGACUACUCGUCCAGCGUCAACUCGACCCCGGCCAAACCGCCUCCUCGCUCACAUUUGUACAGCUCCGACGAGCCUCAGCUUGCUAGUACAACCCCUAUCGCGCCGCCGCCUUCCCAGAUCUUUGGCAGUUCGGCCUUCGGUACCGGCGUCAGUAAGCUGCACCUGUCCAAGCCUUCGAAGUCGUCUCCACCACUUCGUCCGUCGAAAUACAACCCAUCGCUUCCUCGCACCAAGAAUGGCACUCCUGCAAAGAUAGCCCCGAGGCCAUAUCACACCUCCUUCAAUACGACUCUAGCCUCGCAAUAUACCGAUCGCACUGAGGAUGCAUAUGCAGACGAAGAUAUGGAAGAAUACGACUAUGAGGAUGACACAGGCAUUCAACUCCCGCGAAAGGGUCGUUCUGUCAAUCGACAAUCUGUCGCUUCGCUCCUGAAAUUCAGCCAGCGUGAGUCGACAAUGUCAGCUCCGCGUCGGUCCUUGCGCCAUUCCCGGCUUUCGGCCUUGCCCAACAAAGGCGCCGAGUCGGUCGUCCCUAACCUGGCCCGGGAAUUGGCUGCGCGAAGCGAGCCUGCUGCUCUGACUGAACCCGAUGAAGUGAUUCUGCGAACCGAGCAAAUCCUUCGCCAGUUGGACGAACACACCCAAAACCUGAGAGACAAUACUAGGGCCCUCCAAGAAAUUACCGAACACGUCUAUAUCCUCCUCCCAGAAUGGCAACGUUUUGUCAACAUCGAGCGCCCGUCCCUUGAUAGCAACGAUAUAGGGCCUCAGAACUCAGCCACACCAUUCGCCAAAGCCAACUACCUCGCCUCCCUGCUUCUAGCUCUUCAUCAUCCACCCACAGGCCCCGACGACACGACUCUUCCGACACCACAAAUCCUUCUCGAUUGGCUGGACACGUAUCAUGUCUCUUACGAGCCACUCUACCAUGCAGUGGUCUCGGCACGACCUAACUGCACGUCUCAUGACCUCUUUUGGGAUGCUGUUCAAAGCUUGAUGCUGCGCGGGAAGUUCGACAUGGUCAUGCGCCUUUUCGCGGAAGCAGACUUCAGGUAUGCCGCGUCCGCGGUGGACGAUGGAGCGGAUGAACCUGGGUACAAGGGCGCACAACUUCAGUCGAUACAGGGUGUCAUAUAUCAGGCUCGGGUUCUUCUCAAUUCUUGUCCUGUUGUUCAGUCCGGCGAUUGGAAUCUUGCAGGCGCAGAAUGGGAUCUGUUCCGUACACAGGUGGAGGCAGAGUUGAACAACUUGACCGAGCUGGCGGCUACCCACCCCGACGAUGACACUGCAUCCUUCGAAGCGGAAAACUUCGGCCUGCGCAAACCUGGAACAAGCCUCCUCGGAAAACUUGGUCAGAGCACAGCAUCGGCUUUGCCUUGGACCAUCUUUCAAAACCUUAAAAUCCUUUACAGCAUACUCCUUGGUAGUGCCGAGGAGAUCGCCGCUCAAUCACAAGAUUGGCUGGAAGCAGCGACAUCGUUGACGAUCUGGUGGGAUGGAACCCUGGAUGCUUCAGUCGCCCAGUGGAGCUUCGAUGUAAGCCGUGCUAACAACAUGACUGAAGAUGGCGGAAGCGUCAAUCCCUAUCUUGGCCGGCUUCGAGACUCAUUCCUGAGCGUGACUGACCCGAACGACAAGAAUUCGUUCCAGAUCAACGCCAUGUCACCAGUGGAGGUGGGCCUAGGGUGCAUUCUCCAAGGCAGUUCUGAAAGCGCGUUGAUCAUCCUUCGUAUCCUGUCCCAGUGUGUUGCGUCAACUAUAGCAGAGAUUGGCACAAAGGCACAGUGGCUCGAAACUGAGAGUUCCGUGAGGCCGAUCGGACUGAAUGACGAAGACCUUAUGGUCCUCAGUUAUGGGGUACCGAAGCAGGUCGUAAGCAAAGACGAAAUAAUGCUGGGUUAUGCCGAACGUCUUUUUGAGAAGGACGUGUUACAAUUACCUGAUGGGGCGUCGGUCGAAGGUUGGGAAGUCUCCAUUUCAAUUGCCACCCGACUAGACGAUCGCGAGGCGAUGCACUCAACUGUGGCCCGGUUUCUCGACCAGCUGGAAGUGGUCUCGCAAGAUCGCGCUGAAAAACUCACAAAUCUGUGCUCGGAUCUCGGCCUACAGGACGAGGCACGUAAAGUGUCGGAUCGUUUCGGAGAUUAUGUCGUUAACAAUACCACCGAAUAUGGCACAGCCUUGUUGUGUUAUGCAAGAAGUCACGCCGCGCACAAAAUCCGGCAAUUGAUCGAUAUGCUUAUCAGCUACUCGCUUGUCGAAUCAAGGGCUUAUCCACCAGAGGACGAGAUGGAUGAAGGGCUGCAGAGUCUGGUGCAGAGUCCCAGAACAGCAUUGGCAGACAUCGUCGAAGUCGAUCCGGAGGCCGCAGAGAUGCUACAGUUCUACCUCGUGGGGUAUGCCUGUCUCCGCAGAUUCUACACCCUGAGAGAUGAGGAUUCUUAUCCAGACGGUCGGGGCAAAGUGUCAAAUCUGCGACCUCUCGCCCGAAGACGGGCUGCCUCCAAGGCUUUGGUGGCGGCCAUCAACAGUGCGGCGGACAGCAUCUACGGAGGCUUGUACGACCCUGAGCGCCAAUCUGCCAUCCAAGUGGACGGAUUGCUGACGUUGUUGGGAGAGGCCACGGCAUUGCUUGCACGCAACCGCCCUUCCGCACAACACAUCUUCACCUCACAACAAAUCUAUGCGCUUCUGGCGGCCAUCGAGGAUCUCUCCACCGUGUCUUCACGCGUCUACGAGGCCACCGAGGACUGUCUCCAGGCCUCGCUGCGCAAUUAUCACGGAUCUCAGCCGCCCAGUCCCCAUGCCAUGUUGAAGAAGAGCAUGUCAUCUGGAACCAACUCCAACUUUAGCUUCAGCAUGAUGGGAUCGGAAAUGUUGGCGAAGAGUGACCUGACCAGUCGAGGCACGGGCGGAAAGAGUGCUGGAAGCAGCGGAGUCUUGGUCCCUGGUCCGCAAGGCAACGUCUCCCGAGGGUGGGACUGGCGCGCCAGCUUCAAAGACAAGGAUGUCACUGGACGGGAUGUGGUGAAGGUGUUGAGGAUGGGACUUGCAGAGGAACUGAGCAUGGUCGCGCUGGAAGGAGGCUCAUGA